This is a messenger RNA of Dermacentor andersoni, 402 nucleotides long. RefSeq lists its product as uncharacterized. Lineage: Eukaryota; Metazoa; Arthropoda; Arachnida; Ixodida; Ixodidae. The record is from RefSeq and is a predicted model, not a curated record.
AGGCAGCAGGAACUUGAUGGUGCUGUGAUGACGGCUACUGCUGCAUACGUUCGCCAGAGCCAGUUGGAGGAAGCCAGAGUUCAAGAGGACACCCGCUUCCGCCAACAACUGCUGGAGCAAAACCGGCAGCACCACGAGGCCCACCUGCAGAGCCUGCGGCAGCACCACGAGGCCCACAUGGAGAGCCUGCGGCACCUCGGGGAGGAGGUGGCGGGGAUGCGGGAAGUGCAGUCACAGCGCCUCGAAGUGCAGCGGCAACGCCUCGAAGUGGCGCGUCGGUCGCACGAGACCAACGAGCGUCUGCUUCAGCUGCUGCUGGCUGCACUGGGGCAUGGUGGCAGCCAAGCCCCUCCCCCCUCUCAGGCCCCACAUAAUUAAAGGAUGCAAAGGUAGCAUAGGCAA